AAGCGCCCUUACGCCUUCCGUUGGCUUGAGCUGCUACCAUACCGACGUCAGUGACUGAUUGUAUGCUAGGGUGAAGAUGGCGGAGGCAGCUGCGGCACAACAACACCGCUUUUUCUGUCACUGCUGUAAAGGUGAAAUCGACCCUAAAUUCCCAGAAUUCACUUGCCCCAGGUGUGAGUCCGAUUUCAUUGAGGAGUUGUCAGAAGACUCCAGUCUCUUGGAGAACAGCAGCACUGCAGAGGCCAAUGAUGAUGCAGGCACACUCUUUUCAGAGCUGUGGCAGCUGCUGUUUAUGGAACGCUCUGCCCUCCUCUCGGACCCCUCCGCCUAUGAGUCUGACCCGAGCCAACUACAGGCUGCCCCAGCCAGUGAUGCAGUGGAUGACGAACUGGAGGGCCCUUCUGUGGACCCUGUGGGCACAGAGCCUUUGGAGCCUGAACCGGAACGCCCCUCUCGCCCGCCUAGCCAGGGGAGGCGACAGUCCCGCGCGCCAGCAGUGGAGGGUAUUGUGCAGCAGUUUUUGGCUGGCCUGUUUGCCAACAAUGGAAAUCCAGGUGUCGCACCAGCUACACUGUCUGGCAUGUUCCAUUCAAAUCCAGGGGACUAUGCCUGGGGUCAGGGAGGUCUAGACGCAGUUAUCACAGAGUUGUUAGGUCAGUUUGAGAGCACAGGUCCACCUCCUGCAGAGAAGGAGAUGAUCUCAUCCCUCCCCACAGUCAACAUCUCUCAAGAACAGACAGACACAAGACUGGAGUGUCCAGUAUGUAGGGAGGAGUACUCCGUGGGAGAGUCUGUCAAACAGCUGCCCUGCCUCCAUUAUUUCCACAGUGACUGCAUAGUGCCAUGGCUCAAACUGCACGAUACAUGUCCUGUGUGUCGUAAAAGUCUUGACGGCGUCGACCAGAGCAUCCAGCCCCCACCAGAACCCCCAGAGCCCCCCCCUCCAUCAGGACAGACCCUCAGGGGGAGAGACGGGCUAUUUGAGAUCACUGUACAUUUCCUGGGGAACUGUGAUUGAGGUGAGAAAGAUCCAAUAUGCCUGCAAUAUAACCUCACCUGCAAAUGGUUCCAACUGUUUUCUGACAAAAUGUUAUGGAUUCAAUUUGUCCCUUCGUAGAGGCAUUUCACCUGUUCUGAAUGUCUAUUAAAAACAAAUGAACUGACAUCAUUGAGCCAUAGGGACGUGACAAAUGUGAUGAAAUUAGGAGAGUUUGGGAAAAUCCUGAAAGGUGAGCUGAACUCACUCUCUUGCAUUGUUGAUCUGGAUAAGAGAAUUUCCCUACUCUGUUCUCUCUGACCUGCUUUCUCCUGAAGGGUGUACUUGUUCACUUCAUGGAUUUGAAAGGAAAUUACUGGUAUAUGGAAACUCCUAGGCCAUGCCUAAACCAAUCCAAAGCUUUUACAUUUGUGGAGAGUCGUGAACGAAUGCAAACUUCGGGAGGAAGGAGAGGUUAUUGGGAAUGCAACCACAGGGAGAAUCUCAAUUGCAUACUUGCGUCCUCUCUACUUCUCAAAAUCCAUUGGAGGAGAGGAUCAGAGGGGCGGGAUCUUUGAAACUCUUCCCCCGUCUCCCACUUCCUCAUAUUAGUUAAUAAUGUCCACCUCUCUUUAUGUCCCCUAUUAAAGCCUAAUGCUGUGUUCUUCACACUAUCCACCUCCUUCCUGUUACAUUAUGCACUUUCCUAAUGCAUUAGUCUUUUACCUCUUUCUAUCAUUUUGAUUUUGAAUGAUAAGUACAAGUCACAGCAACAAAAAAAAAAACAUGUUUUUAAUAUUGAAUAUUUAAUAUUGAUUUGCCUAUAUAUGUAUUGGUAUGUACACUGCUCAAAAAAAUAAAAGGGAACACUUAAACAACA
Molecule: messenger RNA, 1856 nt
Organism: Oncorhynchus mykiss (rainbow trout)
Lineage: Eukaryota; Metazoa; Chordata; Actinopteri; Salmoniformes; Salmonidae
Source: RefSeq, a predicted model, not a curated record